This is a messenger RNA of Brassica rapa (field mustard), 2794 nucleotides long. RefSeq names its product protein IQ-DOMAIN 31. Gene Ontology annotation, molecular function: protein binding. The record is from RefSeq and is a predicted model, not a curated record. Lineage: Eukaryota; Viridiplantae; Streptophyta; Magnoliopsida; Brassicales; Brassicaceae.
AUUUAUAUUUUAAUGUAUAUUAUUAUUUCAUUUCACAUACAAUAUACAAUAUAUAAACUAUAAAUAUUUUUAUUAAAACAUAUAAAGUUAUUUUCAAAUAUAUGUUAAAUAAUUUGAAUUAUAAGAAUACAACAGAUAAAUUUCAAUAUAAUAUUUUCUUCAAAAAUAAACAUAGAAGUGGAAUUAUUUGGCAUAUAAAAACAUAGAAGUGGAAAUUAUUUCAAUUUAAUAGAUUGAUAUGUUUCCAAGUUUUUUUUUGUUGUGUUUCGAAAAAAAAACUUAGAAACAUAUCAAUCUAUCUUAUUAAAACAAAAAUAUUUUUUUCGGAAUGAUAUAUUUAUUAAUAUACAUAAACAUAAUGGUUGGUUUAAUUAUAAAUGAAUACAUCAAAAAUGAUUAAUAUAGUUAAAACUAUUAAUUUACGAAUAUAUUAUAUAAUAUUAUUUUGAUUGGUUUUAUAUCUCACUGCAAUAUGAGCAAUCAACAAACUACAGAAAAUUAAAAAUUAUUGAUCUAUCAUAAAUGAUAUAUUAUAAAUCGAACAAACACUCAUACGAACAUAUGUCUGUGCAACCAUUACAUUCGUCUGUUGUGAAUAAUUUCAUAUGUUUAUCUUAUUAAAAACAAAUUGAAAUCUAGUAUUAAUUAAAGUUAAAACAUCAAUCUUUUAUAUACAACUAAAAAAAAUCAAUGAAUAACAACUUUCCAAAAAGAAUAAAAAAGUCGAAACAUGUAGGGUAUGAAUGGUGACCAGGGAACGGCGAGGAAUAAUGCAUUCCCUAACGUUCCUGAAAAAAAUCACCAUUCACAAGGAAUAAUAAUUCCCUCUCAUUCUCUUUCAUUCCUUUUUUUGUAGAGAAUUAAAGAACAAAAGUAUUCCUUGUUAAAAGUGAUAAGGAACGACCAUUCCUUUUCAUUCCUGCUAUUUUAUUCCCGAACAUUCCUUUUUAAUUCGUUCCUCUUGUUUCCCGAAUGGUCACCAGUCGAACCCGUAAACUUGAAACCAAAAGAAAAGAAAAACAAAACCAAAAAUCCUAACUAAAAUGAAAAUAUUAAUUGACCAAAGACGAAAACCAAAAAUUGAGCUAAAAUCUAAGACAAAUCCAGGAAGAAUUCUAAGUUUAACAGAAAAUUACCAAUAGAUAGAAAAUAGUUUUUCUCUUCCUAAAAACACAAGUGAGAAAAGGAGAAAAACUCAGAUAUGAAACACAGAUUACAAGUAAUUUGGAUAAGUAAAGUUAUAUGAAAUAUUUACUAAAUUGACGAAGCUUUAUAACAAAUCAGAUAAUUCGAAUAUUUUUAUGAAACACUAAAAAUAUUCUUUUUCGUUUUAAAUAUUUUUGGAUAAUUGAUAAUAGUUCAAAUUACAUGAACAAGUGAUUCGGAUCUCUCUUCCCUAUCCAACUCGUUUACAUAUCAUUUCCGUAUCAAUUGGAAAAAAUCAAAUUAUCUCAAACGGAUACUUUUUUUUUGCUUAAAUCUCAAACGGAUACUUAUUUUCAACAUGUAUUUGUAAGUUGAGUCAAAUUUUCAAAAAGCUUCCUUUAUAUAUGUUUUACUGAAAUUAUUAACUAAAUGUUGAAGACCAAAACUAGUAUUAACUAUAUGUAGAAAGACCAACGACUUUUCUGUCUUCAAAAGUAAUAAACAAAAUCAAGUACAAAGUAGAGAAGAGCAUGGGAGCACGUUCGUUCGUUAACAUAUCAACAAACAAAAAUGGAGAGCACAUCAUCUCCAUCCCUUAAAGCCACCGCCUUCACUUUUGUUUACAUUUUACGUUUUCUUCUCCACGUUUCCGUUUUAAAACCUCCUAGCCAAAGCAGAGAGACAAGGGUUUCACAAUAUGGCCAACUCCAAAAGAUUGUUUGGAGUCGUAAGGAGGAAACUUCUCAGUCGAUCUCCCAGCAGUAUCACCACCAUUCGCUCGUCUAUCCCAGAAACUACUAAAGAACACAUUGCCGCCAUUAAAAUCCAAGCUUAUUUCAGAGGUCACCUGGCAAGGAGAGCGUUUAGAGCGUUGAGGAGUCUUGUGAAGCUUCAGGCGGUGGCGAGAGGAGUGCUUGUGAGGAGACAAGCUCGAAUAGCAUUACAUUGUAUGCAUGCUCUUGCUCGCUUGCAGGUUAGGGUUCGUGCUCGUCAGAUUCUCUCCCAUUAAAAUCGCAUGAUAUCCUCUCCUAAAUUUGCCCUUGUUUCUUCUACCUCUCUUUGUGAUUGUGACAUCUACAUAUAACAUACCAUUGUCCUUUCAAAUUAUUGUGAUUUUUGUAUAUUUAACUAAUUAACCCUAACACUCUUUAGUUUGUACUGAUAAACAAGAUCAGUCGAGCUGAAAUUUCUGUCUUAAUUUUUGUUUAAUGAAAAGUAGUAGACGAUAUACAUUCUAAAAGGAUCCAUAGAUUAUUAUGAAGCAAAGCAGUAGAAGAUAUUUAUUAUACUUGGGAAAGAAGCUGAUGGGGUACCUUGGAUAGCAAGAAAGGGUUAGACCUCCAUUGAGACAUACCAUUUUGACUAGUAAAUUGACUUGUUUUUCUGAGAAUCUGGAAAUUAUAAGCAAGUAAAACCAUAAAGAAAGGAUAUAUGAAUCUCCAUUUUCAACACAUACAUAAGCAAAAAGUCAAUAUAUUGCUAUAGGUAGAUCUACAAGAAACAAAGAGAGACGAGAGAGCACUGAGAUAUUGACGCGGCUCAAUCAGAUAACUAAGAGAGUUGUCCGUGGUGUGGUUCGAGAAGAUCUGAGUGAACCAGGCCAAUAUCAAAGAGGACUCUCUAGUGGUGCAGAUUCAAAGGAAGACAU